Messenger RNA from Rotaria sp. Silwood2, 1872 nucleotides. The record is from the annotation of a GenBank genome assembly. Lineage: Eukaryota; Metazoa; Rotifera; Eurotatoria; Philodinida; Philodinidae.
AUGCAUCGCCGUGGCAUCAUCAGACAACGACCAAUUCCAAAUCGAACGGUUGAAAAUGAACAAUCUGGAUCUCAUCACUUCCAAUUUCAUAUUGCUGAAGCAAAUGAAAUGGAUGAUCAAAUUACUACGGACACUGGAGUAACAUCAUCGACCGAUGAAUCACAACAACAACAGAAUUUAACUUCUGAACAAUUACAACAGUUAUUUGGUCGAGCUAGUUCUCAAUUGAUGGCAGAAUCAACAGAUGAACAAGACUUUUUCAAACGUGAAGCAACGAUUAAAGCACCAAAAACAAGUAAAAUUAUACAAACACCAUUUCCACCACCUGCUGAAGAUCGCAAAGAAGAACUUGAUAUUGAUAUUGAACAAUUGAACCAAUUAGCUAAACAAGAAGCAGGUCCAUUAAUUAUUGAAAGAUAUUCUCCAAGUGAAACACAAAUCAAUUAUCCAUUAGCCACUGUUACAAUAGCAUUUAAUCAACCGAUGAUUGCUUUAUCAUCAUUAAAUGAUCAAAUAAAUAUCGAAGAUCUUGGUAUUUCAUUAAAACCAACACCUGAAGGUCGAUGGAGAUGGACAGGAACGAAAACAGUUCAAUUUGAAGCCAAACAUCGUUUACCAUUUUCAACAAACUAUACAUUAAAAGUCAAUAAAGAACAAUGUGUAUCAGCAAUCGGAGGAAAAUUAGAAGAUGGACUGUUAUUCGAAUUUUCUACAACGCCACCCAAUGUUCUUCAAUUCUCACCAUAUGGACAAGUUUCAACAUUAAAACCAAAAUGUUUCUUAUUAUUUGAUCAAAAAAUUGAUCAAAAUCAAAUUUUAAAACAUCUUCACAUAGUGACCAAUGAUCAACAUAAAAUACCGAAUAAUGCAUUAGAAUUAUUGGACGAAAACACGGCAAAAAGUGAAUUUGAAUCUUAUCUAAAUGCAAAUGAAGGAACUCAUGAGAGAUAUGUUGCAUUUACAUUUAAACAUGCUUUAUUAAAAGCAACAGAAUAUAACGUUCAAUUGCCUGUCAGUUGUCCAUCAGCUGAAGGACCAUUAAAGACUACAUUAGAAUGGUCAGCUAGUUUUCAGACUUAUGAACCACUACGAAUCAUCGAUUGGUAUCCAAAUUCGAAGGAUGAAUACCAAAAAUCUACUAAUCCUGGUCAAAGUUGGUCAAUCACAUUCAAUAAUUCAUUAGAUCAUUCAACAAUUCAUAAAUCAUUAUUCAAAAUUGAACCAGAAGUUAGUGGUUUAGGUAUUGAACAUGUAGAAUACAAUGAUCAACAACUAACAAUACAUAAUAAUUCGAAACCAAAUACAGUUUAUACAUUGGUGAUAGAAUCAGAAAAAUUGAAAGAUAUUCAUGGACAAAUAUUAGAACAUGAUCAUGUUGAACGACCAGUUCAAUUUCAUGUACAUGAUUCACCACCAUUAAUGGGUGAUAUAUCAGGUGCUACAGGUAUGAUUAUUAUGGAUCCUGCUGUAUUAAAUGAUCCAUUUUAUCCAUUUAUGGUUUAUAAUUAUUCGGAAUUAAGAUUGCGUAUUCAUCGUGUACAACCAGAACAUUAUCAUCCAAAUUUACCUUGUUUUCAACAAUAUUUUUACGCCAAUGAACAGGAAUCAAUUAUUGAAUUACCUGGAGAAAAACUAGUCGAUGAAGUUAUAAAAACUAGCUGUGAACGUGAUGAACCAAAAGAAAUGAAAGUUCCUUUGAAACCAUAUUUAACCAACAAUUCGGGAGUCGGUCAAUUAAUUAUCUCUAUUGAACCAACAGAAAAAGCAUGGAAGGAAUGUCAACAUAACCAGUGGCAACCUAAACCAAGAUUAUCCGCUUGGUUACAAUGUACUCGAUUAGCAAUUGAUGUAUUUAUUUCAUCAGGUAACUAG